AUGAAUUCAGCUCGGCUUUUCAUAAUAAUUUGCAUUGUUUGUUCAUACCUACCAUCUGUUCGAACAAACGACUAUAGCUGGAGCCAGGGAACACAAAAAUAUCACAGACAAUUACCGUACGGAAACGGUCAGUUUGUGCAGGCUGGAAGUUCCUAUGGGAAAACGUAUUCCGGGAAUUAUGGGAACGGAGUAUCAGGUACAGGAUAUGGCUAUUCCUCCACUCCUCAAAUUGGAAUCGUAUUACCAAAGACUUUCGGAUAUGGGUUUAUGGGGUAUGAUAUGCAUUCUCUGCUCGGGGGAAGCUUCUAUGAUAUGAUGGGAUUUGCUCUUCCACAAACUUACGGACUUCGCGGUAUUUCGUACCUGCAUCCUCAGACAUUGCUUCAAAUGCAGCCCAUUUAUAACCUAUACGGGUAUGGAAUGUUUCCCUUCUAUAAUUCAUACGGUGGUCAUUUUGACGUCUAUCAGAGGUAUGGAUUUAACAAUCAACAAUGGGGGCACGGUAAUAGUAUCUGGGGAGGAUAUCCGACACAGUUAGCUAUGCAGGGAACGUUUGGUCCCGGAAUUAGUCCUUUCUUUGGAUUCAGAAAACCAGAUUUUCUAGAGCGUCUAGGAUUUCACGGAGUAGCAAAAGAUAUAGUGACAGCGGUUGGUGGUGCUCUGUUGUUUGCAGGUCUAAUGAAGAUUGGUUAA
Saccostrea cuccullata (small rock oyster) is the source of this 693-nucleotide messenger RNA. Its product is annotated as shematrin-like protein 1. The transcript is spliced from 2 exons. NCBI's taxonomy places the organism in Eukaryota, Metazoa, Mollusca, Bivalvia, Ostreida, Ostreidae. The coding region runs from base 1 to 693 and encodes 230 amino acids. The record is from RefSeq and is a predicted model, not a curated record.